Molecule: messenger RNA, 2990 nt
Organism: Poecilia reticulata (guppy)
Lineage: Eukaryota; Metazoa; Chordata; Actinopteri; Cyprinodontiformes; Poeciliidae
Source: RefSeq, a predicted model, not a curated record
ACAGUAUUUGUGUAAUCAGAUAAUGUAGAGAUCUUUUCAGGGUUUUACAUUUAUCUUAGUUGUUUAAAGUGCUUCAAUGUUUUGAGCUUUUAAAACAACAAACUGCAAACAGGAGUGAAGAGUUGCUGCCUGUUGUGGGUCUGAAGCUAUUUUCAGCCUGACAGCUUCACGGUGGUGACAGAGUAAAGAUGAAGUUUUUAGCCUUCCUGUGCCUGUCCGUUCUCUUAGCUCACAUUCAUCUCUCAGUGGCAGGCAAAAUCAAACUGUUAAAGCCUUUUAAGAAGACGACAAAGAUAAAAACUAAUCUGGAUGCCAAAACUAAACAUUCAAUCCUGGAAAAGGCCAAAAACCCCACUUCAAAUAAAGGAAGUUACCCUAAGCAACCAGAAGGAGGCUAUCCUCAGUACCCAGGUAGUCAACCUCAAUAUCCAGCCGGACGCUAUCCUCAGUACCCAAACCAACAUGGAGGCUAUCCUCAGUACCCAAACCAACAUGGAGGCUAUUCCAACCCAGGUAGCUACCCUGGGUAUCCAGCCAGAGGUUAUCCUCAGUAUCCAUACCAACAUGGAGGUUCUCCUUACCAUGGAAGCUACCCUCAGUACCCACAGUAUCCUGCCGGCCAUUUCCCAGCUCCAGGGUAUGGAGGAGGUUAUGGAAACUAUCCAGGUAGCUACAUCAACCACAACCCAAACAACAGGAUCCUGAGCCCUCACUACGGCGGCAGCUUUGGAUUUGGUGGCUACGGAGGUGGGGGUGGUUCUCCCUUCUCUCACUCGGUUCAGAAAAUGGGAUUUGCUCCGUCUGAUCAAUCCAAAGGGUUCGGACGCAGUGCGGCAAUGGCGGCGGCUGGAGGGGCGAUGGCAGGAAUGGCCCUGGGCUACGGACUAGGGAAGUUCCCCCAUCCCAAUUUCCACUUCCACAACCCCCACCAGGAGUAUUACUACAACUACUACAUGUACAAGCGAUACGGUAUGAAAUCCUCUGACAGGGACGACUACAGCAGGGACUACAAGUUCAAUCAGACACCUGAGACCUUUGACAGGUUCAUGACCUCCUGCAUGAAGAGGACGGACCUUCUGCCAGAAGAGAACCAGAGGUCGCAAACCAAACCACUGACCACCACCACCACCAUAACAACAACAACAACAACAUCAACAACAACCUCUUCAACUAACACAACUACAACCUCAAGAAGCAACAUCACUGCAGCGGGGAACGUCUCCUCUAUCGCCAAUUCAACCAACAACCCUCUCAAUAAGUCUGAUGUUACAAAUGUGAAGGUUUCACAGACUCUCCAGAACAACGAGGAGAAUGAUGACACAGUCAGUAUUGUGGAAAUUGGCUACCCAGCGUUGAUCAACCAGAUGAAGGUGAAAAGAUGUACGGAGCUUUACGUCGUUUACUCUGAAAAACACUUGAAGAAAAAUGAACAGUCUUCACCUCACAGUGGGAUACAAAACCUGCAGCAAGGGCUACUUUUUGUACUCAUGAGCACAACUAUGAUGUUAAUGCUGCACAAUUAAGACCUUCACUGGGUAGAAGGUGAAGUACAAAAAUUAAGAUUAUGCAAGUUUGCAAACAAGCUCAUUUUUAUUUUUUAUUAAUGGUCUGUACAUUGCAUUCUAGCAUGACUUCUACCUUCUGGCUUCAUGGUUUAUUUCUCUUGCUCAUGACAAUGAACUUUAAUUAUGGCUAAUAAUCUCUACUGCUCCUCAGCAACACCAAUCCUAACACAAAGCAGAUCAUAAAUGACAAAUUUUAUCGAGGGCUUUAGAAGCUGAAGGCUAUUUUCCUUCCUGUAGCCGCCAACUGCAGUGCAUGGCUAACACUCUACAACAGUCAACACUGAAAACACAUUAGCUAAAGAUUUGUUUUAGAUGUUUUUAUGUUUCUUCUCUUGUGUAUCAGAGCCGUCGCUAACUAGUUAGGUAAAUAUUUGUUUUAGCUGUUUUUUUAUUUCUUCCCCAUCUACAACAGAGACAUGGCUAAAAACAUGUUAGCUAGAUGUUAGUAUUCCCUUUCUUCAAUAAUGCCACCGCUAACAUGUUAGCUAAAGAUUUCUUUUAGCUGUGUUUUUGAUUUCCUCCCCUUCUCCAAUAGAGCUAACAUUAUUGUUAGCAUCUCCCCCAAUAAAAAAUUACAGCAUUAUUCCAGUGCGUUGUGUAAAUGUUCUAAGUUAGUAACACCUCCAGCCGUCACAAGGAGGGCUGCAGCCUGGGAAAACUUCACUUCCCACUCUUAUGACGCUGAACAUCCGUUCAGAAGUGCCAAACAAGAAUUUUAUUAAUUGUUGCUGUCUUGUCCAAACAGAAAUCCUCCCAAUUCCAAAAAUGGUAGCAACUGGCUCAUUCUGAGCACAGAAGCAUUUUUGCUGGGGCAGAGCAAACUGGGAACUGCCAUAAAUAACCGGCCUCUCCUCGCACACGAAGGAAGGAGGGGCCGGUCAUUCAUGUCUAUGGUUCAUGAGCCAAACAACUUAAAAAAUAACAUUUACUUUCAAACAAUAUGAUCACUGAAAGCGUUAUGGGAUUAGUUUGCACUGUGCUGCUGACCGUACUCUGACUGCUAUGGUGCAAACAGGCUGAACUGUGGUUACAGAAAUAAAAUUAUAUAAGCAGAAAUGUCACUAUACCAGGCAAGAUCACAGCAGAAAAUAGUAAAUGUUAAGAUUUAUGUUGAAUCGCCUUAGAACAGUAACAAUUGGUGUUGCAUUUUUACCAUUUUAUAAAUCUAAGUACACCUUUAAUCACUGCAAAGUUGAGUGAUAUUCAGAAGUUGAAUGCAAACGCCUGUUACUGAUUAUAUUUGUUCAUGUUUAUCAUAUUUUAUAUCUGACCUCUCACACACAAGCGCAUGCGCACACACACGUCAAAUAUCUUAUUACAAUGCAUGCUUAGGGUGUUUUUCUGGAUAAAUUUAAACUUUUUGCAUUUUGGUUCACAAGUUAACAGUUAUUGUUACUUUUUCAAAUAAAUCUACAUUCCAAAACA